This is a messenger RNA of Diprion similis, 1554 nucleotides long. Its product is annotated as putative E3 ubiquitin-protein ligase UBR7. The transcript has 8 exons. The coding region runs from base 295 to 1380 and encodes 361 amino acids. The record is from RefSeq and is a predicted model, not a curated record. Gene Ontology annotation, cellular component: cytoplasm. Gene Ontology annotation, molecular function: zinc ion binding; ubiquitin protein ligase activity. Lineage: Eukaryota; Metazoa; Arthropoda; Insecta; Hymenoptera; Diprionidae.
UCGUAGGUGGCCACCUUGCGAGCUGAACUUGUUGUUUUAGCGUGUGUUUGAGCGCGAAAGUUGCGGAGCGUUUCGUAGGGGAAGAGUCACAUCGUUUCGAGGUAUGGACGAGUAGGAUUUUUCGGAAAAUUUCUCGUAAUGUGUUAAUAUUCGUGGAAUAAAUUGAGCGGAAAUAUACGUUGAUCGAGAAAAUUACUUUUGAAUUUGUGAAAGCCGUUAACCAGUUACCCCGGUAAAUAAUUGCGUCCAAUUAUACCGAUACGCGUAAUAAAGUCAGUUCAAAGAAGUCGAAAAAUGGCCGAGAAAAGCGCUGAUUUAGAGGAGGAUAAUUCUGUAACGAUGCUUGAUGUCCUUCAAGAGGAAAAUCAACUCGAGGAAGACGCCUACGCCGUGCUGGGUGCUUCCGAUGAUAAAAACUGCACCUACAACAAGGGCUACAUUCGGCAGGCACUUUAUGCCUGUAAGACCUGCCGCGGUGACGGACAUCCGGCCGGAGUGUGUCUGGCCUGUAGUUUUCAGUGCCACGAAGGUCACGAGCUGGUUGAGCUUUAUACCAAGCGCCACUUUCGCUGCGAUUGUGGAAAUUCGAAGUUUGGCGACAAAAAGUGUAGCUUGGAACAGACCAAGCGAGACACUAACGAAGAAAAUCAAUACAACCAAAACUUUGAUGGUGUUUAUUGCACCUGUGCCAGACCUUAUCCAGACCCUGAGGAUACUAGCGGAGAUGAAAUGCUCCAGUGUGUUGUCUGCGAGGAUUGGUACCACUCCAAGCACCUUGGAUGUGGAGACAUUUCCCCUCCGGAUGAUUAUGACGAAUUGAUUUGCUCCGGUUGUAUGCAGAAAAACAUGUUCCUUUGGAAAUAUGCGUCAAAAUACUCAGUGAAUAGGGAUGCCAAGAAGGAGCCAUCCAGUGGGAAGGACGAAACUGUAGAUGUUGAAAACAUUCCAGCAGGUUGUAAGAUGCCUAUAGAACUGCAAUCGCCUUCAACGAGUGCCUGUUUUUGGGCAGAAGGUUGGAGAUCAUCUUUGUGUACUUGCGACAGUUGCAAAAAGAUGUAUGAAGAAAGCGGUAUCGCAUUCUUGCUUGAUCCGAUGGACAGUGUCCAGGUUUACGAAGAGGCUGGAAAAGCUAGCCAAACUGAAUCCCAGUAUGAAAAAGGAAUGAAGGCACUCGCUUCGCUUGGUCAUGUUCAGCAAUUAACUGCCAUUGAGGAAUACAACAACAUGAAGGAAAGACUCAAAGAAUACCUUCAAAAGUUUGCCGAGAAUAAGAAGAUCGUACGCGAGGAGGAUAUCAAAGAAUUCUUUUCUGGGAUGGAGGCAAACAAACGUCAGAAGCUCUCAAAAUCCCGCUGGAAUCGCAAAACAGGCGACGAAUGAACAGAGAUCACUACAAAAGUAGUUCUUGAACAGAAAUAUCAUCACGUAAUUAUUGAAGCCAUCGAAAAAACAAGAAUGAAAUAUUACUACUCAUGUCUAAAAUUAUUGUCGUUAUUUUCCUAAUCGUAUAGCAAAGUCAGUCGUUACAUACAGCAAUAAAUAACAACGAAUCUU